Messenger RNA from Balaenoptera ricei (Rice's whale), 892 nucleotides. Its product is annotated as TP53-regulated inhibitor of apoptosis 1. The transcript has a single exon. The record is from RefSeq and is a predicted model, not a curated record. NCBI's taxonomy places the organism in Eukaryota, Metazoa, Chordata, Mammalia, Artiodactyla, Balaenopteridae. The coding region runs from base 1 to 231 and encodes 76 amino acids.
AUGAACAGCGUAGGGGAGGCUUGCACCGACAUGAAGCGUGAGUACGACCAGUGCUUCAAUCGCUGGUUUGCCGAGAAAUUCCUCAAGGGGGACUGCUCCGGGGACCCGUGCACCGACCUCUUCAAGCGCUACCAGCAGUGUGUUCAGAAAGCAAUAAAGGAGAAGGAGAUUCCUAUUGAAGGACUGGAGUUCAUGGGCCAUGGCAAAGAAAAGCCUGAAAGCUCUUCUUGACCUUGACACUCACCUUGAAAAUGGACUCCUCAAAUCAGGAAAUUGAGGACUCUGGAUCAUGUCAGUUAAAGCUGUGAAGAUAGCAUCGAUUUGAUGAAUUUAGGAGAGAGGAGUUUCCUGUCCUCCUUCUUGAUAUUUUUCUCUCAUUUGUAAAUGAUGAAAAAAAUCACUCUUUGCUUUGAAAUUUCUGGCUUUGGCAUCAGCAGGAACUCAAUGUGCUAAAUAAUGGGAUUAUGGUUGCAAUACUUGGUCUGGGAUCGGUUUUAAAUAUACCUUGUAUGUAAAUGCUGAUAAGCUUGUCAGGAUGACCAAGGCUGCCAGAGUUAUGCUUCGAAGGACAUUACUUGUACACUGUACUGGGGUUAUUGUUCAUGGAAGCAACUGGUUAGGAUCUCUCUUUUCUCUCAGGGAGACAAUGCUUUGGAAAGGGUUCCCAGCACAACAGUUUGGAUCAAUGCUUGGGAGCACAGUUUUAUUUUUAUAUAGUAACUUAACUGUUAAGAUUGCUGGUGGACUGGGUUAGCCAAGAGGAAGACAGCUUUUAACAGUUCCCUACCUUAAGAAGAGGUGUCAGAUCUCAUAUUAAGAUGUGAAAGCUUCAAGAACACUGUGAACACCGUCUCAGAGCUCAUGGUGUAGUUCAGCAAUUAAGAUCCUUGGA